Messenger RNA from Amorphotheca resinae ATCC 22711, 279 nucleotides. RefSeq lists its product as hypothetical. The record is from RefSeq and is a predicted model, not a curated record. The annotation marks the transcript as partial. NCBI's taxonomy places the organism in Eukaryota, Fungi, Ascomycota, Leotiomycetes, Helotiales, Amorphothecaceae. The transcript has a single exon.
AAGCUCCGCACUGCCUCAGACGUUCUAAAUCGCCUUCGAUAUGACAGCCGUUAUAAAAUCGAUGAGUUCGUGGUUGGGUAUAAGGAUCGCCAUACCUUACGGAUUAUGGAGAAACCGGCGGCGGAAUGGGCCAAGGACACAACGGAUGAGGAGUUCAUUCCUGAACAUAGGAUAGAAUAUUUCAAGCAGUACAGUCCCGGGGGCAAUCAAGAAAUCCUGUGGGACAAAAGCUCGAGGUUAGAUAGGAUUUUCCAGCACGGUGGUAAUCGGCGGGAUUGA